Molecule: messenger RNA, 9601 nt
Organism: Sus scrofa (pig)
Lineage: Eukaryota; Metazoa; Chordata; Mammalia; Artiodactyla; Suidae
Source: RefSeq, a predicted model, not a curated record
CUCAGAUCCCAUGUUGCUGUGGUGUAGGCCGGCAACUACAGCUCCGAUUUGACCCCUAGCCUGGGAACUUCCAUAUGCUGCUGUGGCCCUAAAUGACAAAUAAAUAAAUAAAAUGUUUCGCAGGAAUGCUUAGAACAUAUUACAGACAGGCUGCCAUAUUUAUAAAUACUAUAUGUGAACUCUCAAGUUUGGUACAGUCCUCAUCCUGUGUAUGUCCUUUUGCCAGUUUUAGUACUGCAGGUAUGUUUUACGCAUACACACACCCUAUACUUAGACAUGAAAGGUAGUCAUUUUCCAAAUCACUUGUUUUCAGAGAGGUUAGAAAGAAAUUGAAAAACAUGCCAAUAGUUGCCAUUAUGCUAAGUAAAAAACUAUUGGCUAAUUGUAAGCAAUCAUUAAAGAACAUUAAACACUCAUUUCAUAACUGUUGAUUAUUGAAUGCCUACUAUGUGCUGGUACAUUUCUAAGCGCUUGGUGUAUAUUGUCGCAAAUCCUUAGCACCCCACUUUAAGGACUUGGGGAACCUGAGAUUUAGAGAAAUUGAGUGACAUACCUAGUAAAUGAUGGACUGUGAUUUGCAGCCAGCUUUCUGACUCUAAAGACAGACCUUUUAUCUCAAACUGUACUACUUCCUUAUAGUAAGUGAGAGUAGGUUCAGAGUAGGUCUGACAUCUGCUCUAAAUAGCCCCACUGUCUCUGAGAGCUGGAGGACUGGAAAGUCAAUAUUUUUAAAACAGCAUAGACAUCAUCCUCAUCCAUCAUAUUUAGAUGAUCUACUCCCCAGAGGAGCGGCUGAAAUGAAGGGGCAGAGAAGAGAAUAUGGAAUCAAAGAAAGAAGGGGAAAAGUGGAGUCUGAGGACUCAGGGUGUGUAAAUGUUUCUGUUGAGAUUUGAUUACUCCUCAGGACAGUUGUCCUACUAUCAACUACACAGUAAAUAAAGAGCUUUCCAGUUCUUCACAUCUUGCGUGUCACUCUUGAAAUGCCAUUCAGUAUUUCACCCCCACGUGGUGAAAUUUGUCAUCAUAUAAGAUAAAUACAGAAUUAGUAUGUCUUUAUGGAAUGGUCUCAUGAGUCUUUCUGGAGACUAAAAGAAAAGUACUCUAGCCAUUCUCCUUAGGACUGAGACGCAUAUCUCAUCAGCCAAGGUCUAACCCCUGUCAGCCAUGCUGUCAAGGUCAGAUAUUUCAUCUCAUCAUCAAUCUUAGAAACCGUUGGCUGUAGAACCAAGUUUAACAAAUGUGUUUAUGACCUAGAAGAGUGUGGAGGGAAUGCUAAUCCUCACCCCAUCCAUCAUCAACUCAUUCUCACCUAAAGCAAGGUAGGUAUUGAAGGUGUCUCUUCAGUAUUUUGUCUUGGAAGGGUUCUGACGCGUCCUCCUACAGCAGUGUGCUUCCAACUUUUUUGCUCUUGUGGUGUCUAAAAGGCUCUGUAAAACCCUGCAUCCUAAGCAUGUUUUUAAGCUAAUUGCUAAAACUUUUCUCCUAAGUUCACAUAGCUGCAAAGAAUGUCAUUUUUCAGCAUAUUGUAAAUGUUGACUUUUUAAAUUGUUACGUCAUUUAAAAACCUCCAGUUGGAUCUAUGUGUUUUUUAAAUGCCCAAAUAAGUUAACAGUUAAAAUGUUUACAUGUUUCCUUUUCCUCCUUAAAUUCGUAUUUCUAUUUCCUUUCCCUGACAAAAUUCUAUCCCAGUGUAAUACAGUUUUUUUUUUUAAUUUAUUUUUUUAUUUUUUAGAAGAAGGAGGAUUUAUUACUUGCAGCAAGUAAGAAGGACACGGGGGCGGGACCUUUCCCAAAACAAUGUUUCACAAUGUAAUACAAUUUUGUGCUUGAAAGUGUCCUAUUGAUCACUCUGUCAUAGUCUCUGUAACAAAAAAAAGUAUAAAUUGAAACCUAAUAUUUUAUAUUUCUUUUGGCCCUAAGGCUCUUUUUAUUUAAAUAUUUCAGAUUGUUUAAAACAAAGAUCUGGAAAUUAAGUUACCCAAAUUUAAGACUGGAGACCGGCAUCAGCAUUUUUAUUUGUUUCUUUGUUAGUCACCUAGGUCUUUACACCCUGGGGGUAAUGCAGAUUAGAAAGGUCUGAUGUAGGUGGUGCAAAGGCAUUGCUUUUGUAAAGUGAGAGGAGAACCUUCCCGAAGGGGAGGUAGUGAAGGUCAGCUUGCAUUCAGCUGGGGAUGAAAUGUCCCUCCAUCACAGUCAGGGUCCCAGGCAGAUGAAUUUUUAGACAAGAGAAUACAUAUGGAAGUUGGAGAUUUGGAAAUUAACUCCCGUAUCGCUGUGAUGGUGAACCCCUUGGGAAGUGUUGGCUUUUGCCCCAGUUCAAAAAAUGCUGGUCUAGAGCAGUGAAAGAUGGGUCUUUGGUCCUUUUGCUGAAAGAAAGAGGAAGACCAAGACUGCUUGAACUGCCAGGGAGAGAGCAGUGAAGUUGGCGGGCAUUGGAGGCAGCCGUGUAGGUAGAUCGGCCGCAGCAUCUCCGUCCCAGCUGUGUGGAGGAGGGAGCCGAUGGUGAGCCCCAGGUGUGUGGAGACUCUGGGAUCUUCACUGUUUGCCUUCUGCAGAGCUCCUUCUCUAACUUUACCUUUUAGGUGCCUGGAGGGCUGAUGGAGCUGAAAUGGGGACGCUCAGAUUGCAGUGAAGGAGAAUGCAUAGAAGGGCUGCGGGAAAACGACUACCUUCUGAUCCAUUCAUGCCGUCAGUGGACCACCAUCACUGCCCACAGCCUGGAAGAGGGUCACUACGUCAUUGGGCCAAAGAUAGAGAUCCCGGUACAUUAUGCAGGACAAUUCAAGCUGCUGGAACAAGACCGAGAUAUAAAGGAGCCAGUGCAAUAUUUCAACAGUGUGGAGGAGGUGGCUAAAGCAUUUCCUGAACGCGUGUACGUCAUGGAGGAAAUAACAUUCAACGUGAAGGUUGCUUCCGGUGAAUGCAAUGAAGACACCGAAGUUUACAACAUUACCCUGUGUACAGGGGAUGAACUCACUCUCAUGGGCCAGGCAGAAAUCCUUUAUGCAAAGACUUUCAAGGAGAAGUCUCGACUCAACACCAUCUUCAAAAAGAUUGGGAAGCUCAAUUCCAUCAGCAAGCUGGGAAAAGGCAAAAUGCCUUGCCUGAUUUGCAUGAACCACCGGACCAAUGAGAGCAUCAGCCUCCCAUUCCAGUGCAAGGGCAGGUUUAGCACCCGAAGCCCCCUGGAACUGCAGAUGCAGGAGGGCGAGCACACCAUCCGCAACAUUGUGGAGAAAACCAGGCUUCCUGUGAAUGUGACCGUGCCCAGCCCCCCACCCAGGAACCCUUAUGACCUCCACUUCAUCCGUGAGGGACACCGCUACAAGUUUGUGAACAUCCAGACCAAGACAGUGGUGGUUUGCUGUGUGCUGCGGAACAACAAGAUCCUCCCCAUGCACUUCCCCUUGCACUUGACUGUCCCCAAGUUUAGCCUCCCUGAACACCUGGUGAAGGGGGAAGAAUGGCCUGAAACCUUGGUCCAUCACUGGCUGGGUAUCUGCCAAGAACAGUUCGACAUCGAUGAGUAUUCACGGGCUGUCCGAGAUGUGAAAACCGACUGGAACGAAGACUGUAAGAGCCCCAAGAAGGGCCGAUGCACUGGCCACAACCACGUGCCCAAUUCCCUUAGCUAUGCGCGUGAUGAGCUCACCCAGUCCUUCCACCGGCUCUCUGUCUGUGUGUAUGGCAACAAUCUCCAUGGCAACAGCGAGGUGAACCUGCACGGUUGCAGGGACCUGGGGGGAGAGUGGGCUCCCUUUCCUCAUGAUAUUCUGCCCUAUCAGGACUCGGGUGACAGUGGGAGUGACUACCUUUUCCCAGAAGCUAGUGAAGAAUCAGUGGGCGUCCCGGGGAAGUCAGAACUUCCAUAUGAAGAGCUGUGGCUGGAGGAAGGCAAGCCCAGCCAUCAACCUCUCACUCGCUCCCUGAGUGAGAAGAGCAGAUGUGAUCAGUUUCGAGGUUAUGUCCGGUCCAAAUGUGCAGCUUCUCCCCUUCCUGGCCCCGGAACCCUGGGAGCAGCAAUGAAGUCUUCAGAGAUCACCCUACCUCCACCUCCAGUGCCUCCCAAAUCAGAAGCCGUCAGGGAAGAAUGCCGGCUCCUGAACGCCCCACCUGUUCCGCCCCGCAGCGCAAAGCCUCAGUCCACCAGCCCCUCCGUCCCUCCUCGCACAGCCAGGCCGGCGCGGCAGCAGACUCGGUCUCCCAGCCCCACCUUGUCCUACUAUUCUUCAGGGCUGCACGACAUCAGCGUUACUAAAAGUGACACAAGCCCGCCUCAAAGUGCUCCCGUCUCCUGCUACCCAUGUAACCGAGUGAAAACGGACUCCGUGGACCCGAAGUCCCCAAUCGGAAGUCCAUCUGCUGAAGCUCUGUCCUCGAGGCUCUCCUGGCCGAACCCCUAUUCGGGAGCGUCAGAGACCCAGACGCGCAGUGAUUUCCUGCUGGACCCCAGCAGGAGCUACAGCUACCCUCGACAGAAGACACCAGGCACGCCCAAGAGGAGCUGCCCGGUGCCCCUCGCCCUCGACGGCUGCGAGCCACCCAGCCCGAUCGCCGGCGCUGCAGGGCUGGGCGGCGGCGCCCCCGGGUGCCCCAAGUCGGCCAGCUACUCCUUGGAGAGCACAGAAGAGAAGACUUUGGCGGCUGGCACGGCCAAACAGAGUGCCUCGUGCCCCGCCCUGCCGCCCCGGGCCCCAAAGCCAGUGGAGGAGAAAGCCGCCCCCGACGCUUGUCCUUUGCCUCUGAAAAUCGAUGGUGCUGAGGAGGACCCCAAGUCUGGGUCGCCCGACCUCUCCGAGGAUGCGUACUUUGUUGCCAAGGGCACGCAGGACAUCUUCUCUGUGCCCUACCCUUUCUCCUCCCCUCUGCACCUGCAGCUGGCCCCCCGGUCCUGCGGCGACGGCUCCCCGUGGCAGCCACCUGCGGACCUGUCAGGACUCUCCAUCGAAGAGGUGUCCAAGUCCUUGCGGUUCAUUGGGCUGUCCGAGGACGUCAUAGCCUUUUUUGUUACCGAAAAAAUUGAUGGCAAUUUGCUGGUUCAGCUCACAGAAGAAAUCCUCUCGGAGGAUUUCAAAUUGAGCAAACUGCAGGUGAAGAAAAUUCUGCAGUUCAUUAAUGGCUGGAGGCCCAAAAUAUAGCCAAAUAAACCCCAGCUAGCAUCGAACAAAAGUGAGAAACGUGUGUGCUAGAAGGGGUGGGCUGGGACACAAUUUCAUGGGUUUUUUUUGCACUAAAAACCUUCUCUGUAAAUAGGGAUAAGAGAAAACUCUUACUAUGCAGAUUACGUUUUUGAAUGGUGAACAGGCUAUUUUGUACAUCAAUAAAAAUGCUGUACAGAACACAUAGAGGUGUGCCUUGUCACUCAACACUCAACAGCUGCUAAAAGACAAAAGGCAUGUUCAGAGAAGUAAUUCUUACCCAAGUAGGUUUAUGCGAGAAGGUAUGAUAUUUAUUUACAAAAUAGCCAAAGCUGAAAGACAUAAGAAUCUUAAAAAUACAAAAACAAAAACAAACAAACAAAAAAAAACCACUUUGGAACAAUUCCCUCCUUUGGGAGAAUCAACUUUAGGCAAUUAACUCUAUCCUGUGCUCUGUUGUUUGGAUUGCUCAAUGCUAAUUGUUUUUCUCUUGUGCCUGAAAAUGUUAGUGAUAAGAAAUGACACUGCAAUGUUAUGUGCUUGGUGGGGAUCUUUUUAUCAAAAGGCAGUUUCCAGAAGUCAUGUGCUGGUAGCAGAUCUUUGAUGUCCUUAGAAAUACAGAUCAUGACCACAAUAAUUUAUCUGUAACUGCUGCUAAUUUUAUUGGGCAGAAAAUUAAAAAAAAACAUAUAUAUGUAGAUAUAUAUAUAUCUAUAAACAAUACAAAGGUCUAUGUUUUAAACAUCAGUAUGCGUCUAAUACUUUAGAUCACAUCUGUUCACUUUCAAAUAUCCAUUGAGGUUUAGGGCCAUUAAUUAACUAAAUUGACUCUCUUAGGGAGAGUGGACAGAAUGAUUCCAAAGAUUCUCAGAACCCUGUCCCUAAGGCUCAGUCUGAUCAGCCUCCAUUACGGAAAACUUGGAACAAAUCAGAAGAGAGUCUGUCUGGAGGAAUUAAGUUUGAUUUUAAACCUAUCAAGGGCUGGGUUUCACAUAGAAUACUUUCAUGCGGAUCAAUGUCUGGGGAAAUGACUGUUUCUGUCAAGUGAUGCUAAUUCUUGGGUUUGAGGGUCUUAGUCUCCUCAUGUCUGGGGAUGAGGGGUCUGGAGAGCAUUUGUCAGAGCACAGUAGGCGUUUUCAGCGUGCUUUGUGCUUUAGGAGACCUCAGAAGUCAGACAUGCCAUAUCUUCUGUUAUGGUAUGUGCUACGUCUGGUGAGUCAUUGUUUAAAGUAUCGUACAAGUCCUUGUUUAGUUCAUAAACCUCUUCUUUCCCCUCUCUUCCAAAGAAAAUACGUGAUCGCCAUACUUUCAUUCCAACAGUCCCGGGACCCAGUCUGACAGUUUUUGCCGAACAUGAUUAAAUAUUCCAAAACAUAAUGGCAUCAACAUUGUUCUUGGCUUUUUGAAGGAAUAUCAAAUUUUAAGAGGGUUUAGUUCUCCAAACAGGGUAUCACCCCUAGCGUGCCUCCCCGGAGUCUGUCCCCACAUCUGGAGGUACAGCCACCCAGGUGCCGGCGUGACUUGCAGGACUGGCUUAUAUGAUGUUCCCGGUUCUUCCCACUCACCAGGAUAAAUACUCAAAUGGGAAAAGACCCACCAGUCUAGUUUUGCAAAGCUGUUCAAUAUGGCAUCAUUUCUUGGCAUUAGAGAUACGUUUAAUCCAUCUCAUUGUUUAGAAUUGAGGCGAAUUGAUACCUUUUCUCAAUUUUCAUUUUAAAUUUUUUUAAUAAAAAAAAGCAUUUGCCCCCCAACAUGCCUCCCAAAAUGCAAAUGCUCUAUUCUAGGUUAAAAGUACCCCAUAAAAAGAGUACCCUGUAAAAUCUGUCAAGCUGGAGUACCUCUUCAAAAGUAACUGACAGUUCUCUGUAGAAGCUUCCAGCACUGUAUUCAGAUGACAGGUUGAGAAAGCCUCCUUCUGUGUGAGGGCCAACUCCUUUAGUAAAAUUAACCUCUCAGAACUUUUCUUUAAUAUAAAAACAAACAGGAUGCAGUUGAAAAGUUGCAGGUUUCCCUUGGCAAAGCCUGACUGAAUCCAUGAAUCAAUUCUUGGCCCUUGGACACCAUUCUCAAAUUCAGGAGGGAGGAACAAGAUGGGUUAGAGUUUAUUAGGAAGGAUGCCUCACCUAAACAACGGAUGCCUUUUAUUUUUUUCUUUUUGUUUUUUCUUCUGCAAAAACUUGACCCAAAGUCAUUUCUAUUUUUUGUCUUGGUGUACAUACAUUGAGUUGAUAUUGAUGGCAACAUGGAGACUCCUCGAGGGCAGGGACUAUAUGGCCUUUGAUUCAUGUUCUCAAAAUUCACUGAGCACCUUUUGUGUGCCGGGCACUUAGAGGCUAGUAUGAUUUGACAGUGCUGGAAAAAAAAAAAGACAGCUCCUGCCUUCUUGGAACUCAGCGUGUUUAUAUUUAAGAUCCUAGCUGUUGAGUUUGGGUAUGUGCAAGAGAGACACGCGGGCUUCUGGAUAGUUGGAUGUAUGGAAAGUAAAUUGUGCCCUGGCUUUUGGAAGAAAUGGCAACCUCUGUGAAAGGGGUAGUAAAGAAACACCACAAGACCAUGGUAGAAAAUUGUGGAGGCGGAAGGUCUCUCUGACCCCUGCUGGCGAGGGUUCAUUUUCACUGAUUGGAAUUCUUUUUAAUUGAUAGUAAAUAUCUUCUGGCAUCUCUCAAGCCACAUGGCACCCUGACUAGACGUAGCCAGAGAGAAUUGUGACAAGAAACGCAGAAUUGAGAUAGGAAGGAAAUAGCCCAUCCCUUCCGAGCUGCAGUUUUACAGUGAAAAGCAAUGUAGAGAGAUCUCCCUACAGGCAGAACCUUUUCUAACCAACCAGGUCCAGACUGAGGACAUUUAUUUUUUUCUUUUUACAGGCACACCUGCAGCAUAUGGAAGUUCCUAGCUAGCAGUCAAAUCAGAGCUGUGGCUGCUGGUCACAGCCACAGAAACACAGGGGAUCAUUCACCCACUGAGCAAGGCCAGGGAUCAAAUCUUCAUCCUCAUGGGUACUAAUCGGGUUCGUAACUCACUGAGCCACAAUGGGAACUCAUGGCACGCUCCCUGCAGUCGGUGCACUGACCCCAGUGCUUGGGAGAAAGUGCCCAAACAGGACUCUUUUGGGGGGGGUCCGUGAAGAUAUGGCCAAAACCAUCAUGAACCCCCCACCAGAAAAGAAAUUCAGCAAUAAACCAAACCAAGCAGCUAAAUUGUCAAAUGUGGACCCAACUCACGCUGGGUGGGAGAACACAAGCCCUCACAGAUCAGUUCCUUCUGUCUUGUAAACGCCUGCACGUUCUCUCUUUUAAGUUGAGCUGCUCAACUUUAUGAACUGUGAAAUUUACAUUUAGACCCUUUCGACCCACAUACACCGUUCGAGUUUAUGAAGUUGCAGCAAGCUGCCCAUUUGACUAAAUGGCAAUGUUUAUUCUGGUUGCACAUCGAAAAAAACAGUCUUAGGGGAAACAUUAUGACUGUCCAUUCCAACCAUUUUCAGACACAUGGAUAAACUCCCUCUGCUCACAUUCCAGAGCCACCUGCAUGUCAUCCACACAGCUCCUCGAGAAGUUCAGGGGUGGGUGUGGAUGAAUAGAGGGCCCUUCGUUUUCUAAACACUUUGUGUAACAAGUCACUGCUCAUCAUGCCUAAAGAGUGUGAGAUUAACGUUGUGAAUAACAAAAUGGAAAACAAGACAAUUCUCCAAAGACCCUUGUGAACGGUUCCAAGAAAAUUUCAGCUUCAGUCCAGCAGAAGAGGGAAAUCUGCUGUUGGACACACAAGACUUUCAGAAACAAUGACCAUCCCAUCAGUUCCCACUAUUUUUCUAGUAAUACAAUGGCACCAGGCUGCUAGGGCAAGAAAGUAAAAUCCCCAGAGUGCAAAUGAUGGAAAGGAGGACUCUUAACAGUAUGGACUUCUCAUGGCUACUUGUCUGAUCACAUUGUUUAGUAUUCAAAACUUGGUGUUUUAAAACUGGUCUCAUUGUGAGAGCCAGAAACAAAGGGUAAACGUGAUUUCUGUUAAAAGUAUAUACAAAUAUCUUCUGUCAUUUUGCUGCUCUAAUUUUUAGGCUAUGAGUUUUGUAAUGAGCUUAUCAGAUGACGAAUUUCCUUUGUUUACAAUCUCAUGUAGGAGGGCUCAGAUCAUUUCCUAGCUAGAAACCUCUUCUCCCAUUUCCAUAUCCAGUUCCACUUAAAAUACUGGUUCAGCUAAGCCUAAAAAUUGAACUCAAUCAAAAAUUUCCUUGACUUAAAUGGAAAUGGUAUAUUCUUCUCAAAGAAUUUUAUAACCAUCUUUACAGUUUCUUUGCUUGGAAAACUGGGGUUGUUAACUACAUUAUUUGCAUUAUUUCCAGAGUAUUAUCUAUGGGCCCAAUGUGUACCUCAAAAUAAACAUGGUAUGUUAUGUCUAAAAAAAAAUUGUUGUUGAUUUAAAUGGUUCUGAAAUGUCUAUAAAUAAAGAAAUUUUAAAAGUUG